This is a messenger RNA of Knipowitschia caucasica, 228 nucleotides long. The record is from the annotation of a GenBank genome assembly. NCBI's taxonomy places the organism in Eukaryota, Metazoa, Chordata, Actinopteri, Gobiiformes, Gobiidae.
AUGGAAGGUCGAGGUUUGGAUUUGUGGCGUGUGGUUGGAGGAGAGAGUGUGUCAAUCACCCAGGCGGAGGGGUCUGAAGGGAGAGAGCGACCCCGUGCUCUGGAGGAGGACAGCCAGCCGGGUUUGGAGCGCUCACACAUGGGGACGGCGGUGUGUGGAGAUGGGCCCCCGGUUCUGAUCCAGAUCCAGACCGACCGCACCAUCAAGCGCUAUUUUCACACGGGUUGA